CGCUGCCUGGGCCGGAGGGCGCCUUUGGCCGGGGAAGCGCCAAAGGAAGGCGCGCUAGCGGCCGGGGUCGGGUCUGCGAGGACCAGGGGCCGGGGGGCGGGAGGGAAACCGCGGGGCUGCACCUGGGGCGCCCCGGUCUGGUCCGCGGCGCCGCCUAUUUUUAAUAGCAUCUUUUGGACUCGUUUCCUUGGUCUCAGUCCUCGACCUCGGCGCUGCCUGGGCUCUCGCAGCCUCUCCCUAGGUCUACUCCAAACGACCACCUCGGAUUCCUUAUGGAUCGCAGCUCCAAGAGGAGGCAGGUGAAGCCUUUGGCAGCUUCUCUGCUAGAAGCUCUCGAUUAUGAUAGUUCAGAUGACAGUGAUUUUAAAGUUGGAGAUGCUUCAGAUUCUGAAGGGAGUGGUAAUGGAAGUGAAGAUCCUUCAAAGGACAGUGGAGAAGGUUCCUGUAGUGAUUCUGAAGAAAAUAUUUUAGAGGAAGAACUGAAUGAAGAUAUUAAAGUAAAAGAAGAACAACUUAAAAAUUCUGCAGAGGAAGAAGUACUAUCAUCAGAAAAACAGUUAAUUAAAGUGGAAAAGAAGGAGGAAGAAGAGAAUGGAGAGAGACCUAGAAAGAAAAAGGAAAAAGAGAAGGAGAAAGAAAAAGAUAAAGAGAAGGAGAGAGAGAAGGAUAAAGAAAAAGCAACAACAUCUGAUAACGUGGCUGCUUCUGCUGCUUCCACCACACCAGCCACAAGUCCUCCUGCUGCUAACACAUCUCCUUCAGUCCCCACUACGACAACUACAGACGAACAAGUCAGUGAGCCAAAAAAGUGGAACCUUCGUCGCAACCGACCACUUUUGGAUUUUGUAUCCAUGGAAGAGCUGAAUGACAUGGAUGACUAUGAUAGUGAAGAUGACAAUGAUUGGCGACCCACUGUAGUAAAAAGAAAGGGAAGAUCUGCAUCUCAGAAGGAAGGAAGUGAUGGAGACAAUGAGGAUGAUGAAGAUGAGGGAAGUGGGAGUGAUGAGGAUGAGAAUGAUGAAGGCAAUGAUGAAGAUCAUAGCAGCCCUGCCAGUGAAGGGGGUUGCAAGAAGAAGAAAAGUAAAGUUCUUAGCAGAAACAGUGCUGAUGAUGAGGAACUGACCAAUGAUAGCCUGACACUAUCUCAGAGCAAGAGUAAUGAGGACUCGCUGAUUCUUGAGAAGAGUCAAAACUGGAGUUCUCAAAAAAUGGACCAUAUUCUGAUUUGCUGUGUUUGUCUUGGAGAUAAUAGUGAGGAUGCUGAUGAAAUAAUUCAGUGUGACAAUUGUGGCAUUACAGUCCAUGAAGGUUGUUAUGGAGUUGAUGGAGAGAGUGACUCUAUUAUGAGUUCAGCUUCUGAAAACUCCACUGAACCUUGGUUUUGUGAUGCCUGUAAAUGUGGUGUUUCCCCUAGCUGUGAACUAUGUCCCAAUCAGGAUGGAAUUUUCAAGGAGACAGAUGCUGGAAGAUGGGUUCACAUUGUUUGUGCCCUGUAUGUUCCUGGUGUAGCCUUUGGAGAUAUUGACAAAUUGCGACCAGUAACACUAACAGAAAUGAACUAUUCCAAAUAUGGUGCCAAGGAGUGUAGCUUUUGUGAAGACCCUCGUUUUGCUAGAACUGGAGUUUGCAUUAGCUGUGAUGCAGGGAUGUGCAGAGCCUAUUUCCAUGUGACCUGUGCUCAGAAGGAAGGUCUGCUUUCAGAGGCAGCAGCAGAGGAGGAUAUAGCAGAUCCAUUUUUUGCUUAUUGUAAGCAACAUGCGGAUAGGUUAGACAGAAAAUGGAAGAGAAAAAACUACUUGGCUCUACAAUCCUAUUGUAAAAUGUCUUUACAAGAGAGAGAGAAGCAACUAUCACCAGAAGCACAGGCAAGGAUCAAUGCCCGGCUUCAGCAAUAUCGUGCCAAAGCAGAACUAGCUCGGUCCACCAGACCCCAGGCCUGGGUUCCAAGGGAAAAAUUGCCCAGACCGCUCACUAGCAGUGCUUCGGCCAUUCGUAAACUUAUGCGGAAAGCAGAACUAAUGGGGAUCAGUACAGAUAUCUUCCCAGUGGACAAUUCAGAUACUAGUUCUAGUGUCGAUGGAAGGAGAAAACAUAAGCAACCUGCUCUCACUGCUGAUUUUGUGAAUUAUUAUUUUGAGAGAAAUAUGCGCAUGAUUCAAAUUCAAGAAAAUAUGGCUGAACAAAAGAAUAUAAAGGAUAAAUUAGAGAAUGAACAAGAAAAGCUUCAUGUGGAAUAUAAUAAGCUGUGUGAAUCUUUAGAAGAACUACAAAACCUGAAUGGAAAACUUCGAAGUGAAGGACAAGGAAUAUGGGCCUUACUAGGCAGAAUCACAGGGCAGAAGUUGAACAUACCGGCAAUUUUGCGAGCACCCAAGGAGAGAAAACCAAGUAAAAAAGAAGGAGGCACACAAAAGACAUCUACUCUUCCUGCAGUACUUUAUAGUUGUGGAAUUUGUAAGAAGAAUCAUGAUCAGCAUCUUCUUUUAUUGUGUGAUACCUGUAAACUCCAUUACCAUCUUGGAUGUCUGGACCCUCCUCUUACAAGGAUGCCAAGAAAGACCAAAAACAGUUAUUGGCAGUGUUCAGAAUGUGACCAGGCAGGGAGCAGUGACAUGGAAGCAGACAUGGCCAUGGAAACCUUACCAGAUGGGACGAAACGAUCAAGGAGGCAGAUUAAGGAACCAGUGAAAUUUGUUCCACAGGAUAUGCCUCCAGAACCCAAGAAGAUUCCAAUAAGAAACACGAGAACCAGAGGACGAAAACGAAGCUUCAUUCCUGAGGAAGAAAAACAUGAGGAGAGAGUUCCUAGAGAGAGGAGACAAAGGCAGUCUGUGUUACAAAAGAAGCCCAAGGCUGAGGAUUUAAGAACUGAAUGUGCAACUUGCAAGGGAACUGGAGACAAUGAAAACCUUGUCAGGCAACUUCAUAAUUCCAUCUUCCCAAAACUUAUUAUCUUUUUGAGCAAAGAACUGUUCCAGGUGCCUUUUACAGUCUUCCAGAGAAUCAAAAUUUUUUCCAUUAAGAGAAUUUUGUACAGACCUAAAUAAAUGGAAAUCUGAAGAUGCAAUGUCUGGUGAAUACGGCAGAUGAAUCAGAACUUCCCAGCCAAGCUGUAACAGUUUUUGCCUGGUCAUCAAAGAAGCAUGUGGUCUUGCUUUAUCCUGCUGGAAGAUUAUGUGUUUUCUGUUGACUAAUUCUGCACGCUUUUCGUCAAGUGCUGCUCUCAGUUGGUCUAAUUGGGAGCGGUACUUGUUGGAAUUAAUCCUUUGGUUUUCCAGAAGGAGCUCAUAAUAGAGGACUCCCUUCCAUUCCCAGCAUAUAUACACAUCUUUUUCUUUAGAUGAAGACCGGCCUUCGGUGUGGUUGGUGGUGGUUCAUUUCGCUUGCUCCACGAUCUUUUCCAUUCCACAUUAUCGUACAGUAUCCACUUUUCAUCGCGCAUCACAAUUUAUUUUAAAAACGGAACGUUUUCAUUACGUUUAAGUAGAGAAUCGCAUGUGGAAAUAUGGUCAAGAAGGUUUUUUUCGCUUGACUUAUGUGCAGCCCAAACAUCAAAGUGAUGAACAUAAGCAAGCUGGGACAAAUGAUUUUCAAUGCUUGACAUAUUUUGAGUAUGUUGCCUAUCUCCUGCAUGGUAUAACGGUCUCAGUUAAUAUCUCAAUUUGAUCGCUGUCAACUUCAACUGAUCUACCAGACCAUGGAGCAUCGUCCAGCAAGAAAUCUCCAGCAUGAAACUUCGCAAACUACUUUUGACACAUUGAAUCAGUCAUAGCACCUUCUCCCUACAAUGCACAAAUCUUGUUUUGUGUUUCAGUUGCAUUUUUACCUUUCUUGAAAUAAUAAAGCAUAAUAUGCUGAAAAUGUUGGUUUUUUUCUUCCACCUUCAGUGUCAAAAUGGCUACACAAAAAUUCACCACUUUAGGGGCUUCCCUGGUGGCGCAGUGGUUGAGAGUCCGCCUGCCGAUGCAGGGGACAUGGGUUCGUGCCCUGGUCCGGGAACAUCCCACAUGCCGCGGAGCGGCUGGGCCCGUGAGCCAUGGCCGCUGAGCCUGCGCGUCCGGAGCCUGUGCUCCACAACGGG
This is a messenger RNA of Kogia breviceps (pygmy sperm whale), 4081 nucleotides long. The record is from RefSeq and is a predicted model, not a curated record. NCBI's taxonomy places the organism in Eukaryota, Metazoa, Chordata, Mammalia, Artiodactyla, Physeteridae.